Molecule: messenger RNA, 3613 nt
Organism: Rhineura floridana
Lineage: Eukaryota; Metazoa; Chordata; Lepidosauria; Squamata; Rhineuridae
Gene: VPS53
Product: VPS53 subunit of GARP complex
Exons: 22
Coding region: 72-2567 (831 amino acids)
Biological process (GO): retrograde transport, endosome to Golgi
Cellular component (GO): GARP complex
Source: RefSeq, a predicted model, not a curated record
CAUCCCAGAAUGCCGCCGUUCCCGGAAGUGCCGCGAGUGAGCGCGGCGUCGCCGCCGUGGUGCAGGCCGGGAUGGAGGAGGACGAUCUGGACUUGGUUGAGGAGCUGGAGGCCGCCCUGCAGCUGGCGCCGGAGGUGCAGCUGGCUAUCGAGCAGGUGUUUCCCAGUCAAGAUCCGCUGGACAGAGCCGACUUCAACGCCGUGGAAUACAUCAACACGCUUUUCCCGACUGAGCAAUCUUUGGCAAACAUUGACGAUGUGGUGAAUAAGAUCAAGCUGAAAAUAAGGCGUUUGGACGAUAACAUCCGGACCGUAGUGAGGGGGCAGACCAGUGUGGGACAGGAUGGCCGCGAGGCACUUGAAGAAGCCCAGAAGGCCAUUCAGCAGCUCUUCGGGAAGAUUAAAGACAUCAAAGACAAGGCAGAGAAAUCGGAACAGAUGGUCAAGGAAAUCACACGUGACAUCAAGCAGCUGGACCAUGCCAAGCGCCACCUGACCACCUCCAUCACGACACUUAACCACCUCCACAUGCUCGCCGGCGGAGUGGAUUCCCUGGAGGCCAUGACUAGGAAGCGACAGUACGGCGAAGUGGCCAACCUCCUACAAGGUGUCGUGAACGUGCUGGAGCACUUCAGCAAGUACCUGGGGAUCCCGCAAAUCCGCCAGCUUUCGGAAAGGGUGAAGGCCGCCCAGAACGAGCUGGGGCAGCAGAUCCUGGCGGACUUUGAGGAAGUGUUCCCUUCUCAAGGCACAAAGAAGGCUACGGCACACAGCAACAUCCUCCGGGACGCCUGCUUAGUCGCCAAUGUCUUGGACCCCAGGAUCAAGCAGGAAAUCAUCAAGAAGUUCAUCAAACAGCACCUCUCAGAGUACCUCGUCCUCUUCCAGGAAAACCAGGAUGUGGCCUGGCUGGAUAAAAUUGACCGGCGCUACGCCUGGAUCAAACGCCAGCUGGUAGAUUACGAGGAGAAAUACAUUCCCAUGUUCCCUCAGGAGUGGUGCAUGACGGAGCGGAUUUCAGUCGACUUCUGCCACAUUACAAGGACGGAGCUUGCAAAGAUCAUGUGCACGCGGGCGAAGGAAAUUGAGGUCAAGCUCCUUCUGUUCGCCAUCCAGAGGACGACCAACUUCGAAGGGCUGCUGGCCAAGCGCUUCUCGGGCUGCACCCUCUCCGACACGGUGGUGAAGAAGGCUGAGCCGCCCCCUCCCAACACCAACCCCUUCUUGGAGGACGAAUCUGUGCUGGACACGGGCGAAACUACGUUGGAAAAGGCUGACAUCGACAGACCUAAAAAGCCGAAGGUUCCAGACAAUCCGUUCCACAGCAUCAUCUCCAAGUGCUUUGAGCCUCAUCUCUACGUCUACAUUGAAUCACAAGACAAAAACCUCAGUGAGCUGAUUGACCGGUUUGUGGGGGACUUCAAAGCCCAAGGGCCCCCCAGGCCGAACGUGGACGAGGGCGGGGCUGUCCUGCCCAGUUGCGCAGACCUCUUCGUCUACUACAAGAAAUGCAUGGUCCAGUGUUCCCAGCUCAGCACUGGGGAGCCGAUGAUCGCCCUCACCACCAUCUUCCAAAAAUACCUCCGGGAAUACGCCCGGAAGAUCCUCUCGGGAAACCUGCCCAAGACUACUGGUGGCGGCGGCGGGCUGACCAUCAGCAGCCUCUUAAAAGAGAAAGAGGGCUCAGAGGUGGCCAAGUUCACCGUGGAAGAACUCUGUCUUGUCUGCAGCAUCCUGAGCACUGCAGAGUACUGCUUGGCGACAACCCAACAGCUCGAAGAGAAGCUCAAAGAGAAAGUGGACGCCAGCCUCGUGGAACGGAUCAAUCUGAUGGGAGAGAUGGAUACCUUCAGCAUCGUGAUUUCAAACAGCAUCCAGCAUCUGGUUCAGGACUUGGAUGCGGCCUGCGACCCAGCGCUCACCGCCAUGAGCAAGAUGCAGUGGCAGAAUGUGGAGCACGUGGGCGACCAGAGCCCGUACGUCACCUCUGUGAUUCUCCACAUCAAGCAGAACGUCCCCAUCAUCCGUGACAACCUGGCCUCCACCCGCAAAUACUUCACGCAGUUCUGCAUCAAGUUUGCCAAUUCGUUCAUCCCUAAGUUUAUCAACCAUCUCUUCAAGUGCAAGCCGAUCAGCAUGGUGGGGGCAGAGCAGUUGCUGCUGGACACUCAUUCUCUGAAGAUGGUUCUUCUGGACUUGCCUUCUAUCGGGUCCCAGGUGGUGAGGAAGGCCCCCGCCAGCUACACGAAGAUUGUGGUGAAAGGCAUGACCCGUGCUGAAAUGAUCCUCAAGGUCGUGAUGGCCCCGCAUGAGCCCGCCGUGGUAUUUGUGGACAACUACAUCAAGCUCCUGGCCGACUGCAGCACAGACACCUUCCAGAAGAUCCUGGACAUGAAGGGUCUCAAACGGAGUGAGCAAAGCACCAUGUUGGAUUUGUUCCGCCAGAGGCUCCCGGCCCCCCCCUCUGGGGCUGACAACGCGGGGCCCCUCUCGCUGGCGGCCCCCACGCCCGAGCAGGAGUCCUCCCGCAUCCGGAAGCUGGAAAAGCUCAUCAAGAAGAGGCUGUAGAGGGUCUCCCUCUCCCAUCCUUGCUUUGUAGUUCUGGAACCUGUUGAGGCGGCUUCUUCAGCGCCGCUGAGAACGGGGAUUCCGGGUGGCCCCCCCUCCGCCUGCACUCCUCCUCCAACUGCAUUCCUCUUGGCCUGGCUUCGGAAGACCUGUCGGAUGUUCCAAACCACAUAGCAUCACUCGUGCAGGCCUGUACCGUUUUUUCGACAGCCGUGGGGAAUCUCCUAACCCGUAUAAAGAAAUCCCUACGCACAUAGAACGUUUUCACCCUGAUACGCUUUUUCGUUCUGUGAAUGUGGUUUCUUUAUGUGGGGAGGGGGGGCAUUCAGACACGCAGCCCACCCUUCCUCAUCUACGGCGUGAAACGGUGCAGGCCAGCGAGAGUGGUGAACGUGUGGUUCUGCCACCCAAGAGACCCUGUUUUCUGUUCUCAGGAGCAGGCGUCCCCCCCCGACCCUUGCCCCCUUCCUCUCACUCCUGUUGCCUUGCCCGUGUUUCUUCCCAUACUGCCCUUCCAGCCUCUGCGGAUCCGGGUGACCCUUUGCCCAACUUGGUUCCAGCCCUGGGCACAGCGUGGUGUUUACUCUCGAUACAGAGCAGCUUGCAAAAGGAAGCUAAUCAAGGCGGGUGUGGCCUGCACCUCCCCGGGUUUUAUAGACGUACUUGUGUGAAGAGCAAACACGACUUGUGCAACACAUCGCCAACGCGACAACGAUCAGGAAGGCGAAAAAUAGUCAUAACUGGGUUUCUUCCGCUCCCACUCCCUGGCCCUUUGUGCAAAUAUCUAAGCAAAAGGUUUGGACAUUGAAAUGGAGGGACACCAGAUUGUAAAAAGACAAGCUUCAGAUGAUAAAACGUUUUGCCAUGAAAAUGAUCUGCCUUUUCCCCUUCUUUUCUUAAAUACCGAUUUGAAACCACCCGCUUUCCUUAUUUAUCAGUCCCAAAUGCUUCUGAAUGAUCAGAUCUCCUUUAAAAUGUACAUUUUCUGUUCUCUACAGGUCUCUCUUAAGUUGUAAAUUUUCCAUCAAUAAAGAGCACUGUUCUGA